Messenger RNA from Pyrus x bretschneideri (Chinese white pear), 1933 nucleotides. RefSeq names its product protein EMSY-LIKE 1. NCBI's taxonomy places the organism in Eukaryota, Viridiplantae, Streptophyta, Magnoliopsida, Rosales, Rosaceae. Gene Ontology annotation, biological process: defense response to fungus. The transcript has 11 exons. The coding region runs from base 516 to 1508 and encodes 330 amino acids. The record is from RefSeq and is a predicted model, not a curated record. Gene Ontology annotation, cellular component: nucleus.
GGCAAGCUUUCGCAACACGGGACCAGUUUGAAAUCGUAACUGUAAGCUUUCUUCUGCUUAUAUAACUCCCCCCCAACUCCCUUCCCUCCUCGACCCCUCUCUCUCCCCUCUCUCUCUCUCUCUUGAUUUCAAAUUUUCAAGAUCUAGACUUAGGUUUUGUGUCGAAUUCCUAAAAGGCUCCACGAAAGGCAAAGCUCGCGACUUUCGGACAUUCUUCACGAACGUUAGCCCCUGCACUUUGCUUUCUUUUUCUAGGGUUGUUGUAGUCUUGGACAUUUUUGCACAUGGACUAUGAUGUCUCCGAAAUCAGUGGGUAAAUAUACCUUGCAAUCUAUAGGUUUGGAAGACUCCCAAAUGGAUAUGGUGCCAACUUUCAUCUUGAUAAUCUGCGCUGUUAGUUGUGUCUAAACAGCACUGAUGAUGAUCUUCCUCCAUCUCAUCAAAACAGAAUUCCUCGAGGGGGUAAAGUCUCAGGAAACGAAAGAUCAGCUGUAGGUUCUAUCUCAUUUUCUAGGAUGUAUACAGACAUGGAUGCUGAAAUUCAUCACCUUGAGCAAGAAGCAUACUGUGCAGUCCUAAGGGCGUUUAAAGCGCAGUCUAAUGCGAUUACUUGGGAGAAGGAAGGUUUGAUUACUGAACUUAGGAAAGAACUGAGAGUAUCGGAUGAUGAACACAGAGAGCUUCUGACCAUGGUUAAUUCUGAGGACAUCAUCGAUAAGAUAAGAGUGUGGAGAGACAAAGGUGGUCAUCAAGCUGCUAGGCUUACUUCAUCUCAGAAUGUGUAUGAACUUUUACCUAGUCCUAGUAUUUCAGCGUCCCGAAAGAAACAGAAAACAUCACAAUCGCAUGGUCAGCCAUUCCCUGGUUUAUCCUCAAUGAAGUCCAUGAAAUACCCUUCAACAGGACCUGUCGGAAGUAGACAAUUCACCCGCAGUUCUUCUGGUCCCUUUGUUGAAGCGGCUGAAGCAGAAACGUCUGAUUCAUUAGUUGGAAGGAAAGUGUGGACAAGGUGGCCUGAAGACAACAGCUUCUAUGAAGCCGUUAUCACUUACUACAACCCGGCAGAGGGUCGACAUGCUUUGGUCUAUGACAUACAUACACCAAAUGAGACAUGGGAAUGGGUUGAUCUUAAAGAGAUCUCUCCUGAGGAUAUCUGUUGGGAAGAUCCGGGCCCAUCAGGACGCAGGGCUAAGAAAUCUACGAGCCAUACCACAAGAAAGCGAGGACCCACAAAGUCUCAAUCAAAGAAAGAACUUCCGUCGCAAAAUGGUAUAGCGAAGGCACCAGAUGAUUUAGAAUUAUUAAAUACUGAUACCCUGGUGAAGGAGGUGGAGAGAGUUUUCAAUGCAAGCGAGCCAGAUCCUUUUGAGCUCGAAAAAGCAAGGAAAAUUCUGAAAGAUCACGAACAGGCCCUUGUUGAUGCCAUUCAAAGGCUGGCAUAUGCAUCGGAUGGUGAAAGUGCAGAUAGAGAGCACACAUUUCUGCACAGUCGAUCAAUGGAUGGAUAGCAGUGGGAACAAGUAUCGUUGUUGAAAGCAUCAGAGUAUUGACAGAGUCCACAACAGGAUGAUCUAUGGCUGGUACCCUUUGGAGGUAGCAGGAAUCCAGGUGGUGAUCGAAUUUAUUAGGCACAUCCAAAUGUGAAAACAUCACGAUUUAGUGUUUCACAUACGGCAAGAAGUUGAGGAGGUACCUGUUAGAUUGUUGCUCAAAUGUAAAGUUGCUUAUAGCAAAUGACAUCAAGAACUUGUCCUGAUUCAUUCCCUCCUGUACGAAGCUGGAGAUUUAUAGCUUACGGUGUUGAUCACUUGUAGCGUGUUUAAACCGCGUGCAUAAAUCCUGCGAAGAAAGCAAACAAAUUCGCAUUCGUGGAAAAAUAUCACUGAGGUUAAACUCAGAUCAUCGUGUAAAAAUUCCAUCUGGUUUCCCUUGA